This is a messenger RNA of Alternaria ethzedia, 840 nucleotides long. RefSeq lists its product as uncharacterized. The record is from RefSeq and is a predicted model, not a curated record. The transcript has 2 exons. Gene Ontology annotation, molecular function: acyltransferase activity, transferring groups other than amino-acyl groups. NCBI's taxonomy places the organism in Eukaryota, Fungi, Ascomycota, Dothideomycetes, Pleosporales, Pleosporaceae. Bases 1 to 840 code for a protein of 279 amino acids.
AUGGCGAAAACAUUCUCCCCUGUUGCGCCAGUCAGCUGUAAUUAUACAGUGGACGCGAAGUCUUCAACCUUGAAGUCGGCUAACAUCAGGGUCAAUGAAGUACCGGCUAGCUUCAGGAUCUUGAAGCCGAAGUCAACUUCUGCUGGCGCUAUUGUUCUGCCUCCGCUCACCGACGGCGUUCGCGUCGUUACGGCUGCGGAGUACAAGCAGGCUGCUGAGUGUCUGGCGGAAGCCUUCGGCCAGGACGAUGUUGCGAGAUACUUCGUAGACGUGCCCGAUCGUGCGCACUGGACUGCGGAGCAAAAGUGGGCGCUACAUGUUGAGAUUCUCGAGUACAUAACCUAUGCUCACAUCCUCAAGGGACUAGUGACUACGGUGGGCGACUUUGAAGCAGUUGCCCUAUGGAUGCCACCCGGCCAGAACAUGGACGAUUAUCUGACCAUAUUCCGCUCUGGCAUGUGGCGCCUCAACUACCGCCUCUCCGCCGAAGGGAAACGGCGCUUCUUCGACGAGUUCAUGCCCCUCCUCCACGACACUAUGCACACCACGCUUGGUCAGCGAGAGCAUGACGCCUGGUACCUUGUUUACCUAGGCACUAGGCCCAGUGGCCGUGGCAAAGGUCACGCUCGUAAACUCAUUGAGCAUGUAACGAAGCUCGCGGACCGCGAAGGCAGACCAUGCUAUUUGGAGUCGAGCAACGCCACGAACCCUCCGAUUUACAGAAAGUUCGGCUUCGAAGAGACGAGGCAGAUCAACCUUCAGAGGGGCGGAAGAAAUAUCCCGCUGGACAUCAUGGUCAGGGAACCCAUGCAGAGCAUGGAGAAGAAGAGGGGCUUGUAG